CGACACUUUGGGUACCAGCGUAAAGUCGGGACAUGCCGACUUUUAUCCGAAUGGUGGAAAAGCGCCGCAACGCCACUGUCAAGUAUUACUUUCGGGUUUUCAGAACAAUGCGGUUGCAUGCAGCCACAGCUCAUCGGCUGUGUUUUUCAAGCAAUCCAUGAAUCCGGCGUUUCCCUUCGUGGGCUACCAUUGCAGCAGCUAUGAAAAUUUUGAGCAGGGUCUUUGUGCGCAGAACUAUCGGGGUCGUUUCGGCAUACAUUCCCAACGCCGCAAACAUGGCGAUUUCUACUUCGACACCGAAUCCCAACCGCCGUACGUUCAACGCAGACAAUGGCAACAGCGGUGGCUUCAUCAGCAACGACAGAAAUGGCGCCGACGUCAGCGGGUGGACGGUUUGGCGGCUUUGGGAAAAAACGCUUUGAUGACUGUGACGCUUCCGACAGCAGCAGUGCAACCUAGGCGACGCAAAUGGCCAAGGCGACGUCAACGUAAACGAGCAGCGGCGUUGUAA
Molecule: messenger RNA, 511 nt
Organism: Rhagoletis zephyria (snowberry fruit fly)
Lineage: Eukaryota; Metazoa; Arthropoda; Insecta; Diptera; Tephritidae
Source: RefSeq, a predicted model, not a curated record